GCAGAAUCAAAGCAGAAUUCAUCUUUGUGGCACGGCACACUACUGCUGGUAUUCUUUUCAAUUCUUGAAUAUCGGUAUUCCGGGCGGGUCGCAAAUAUUUUAAGCAUGAUUUAUGACUGUUGAAGUGUGUGUUGUAUUUAACGUGACCCUUGCUGACCGCCCGCAGCCACUACCGCAGUGUUUUAAUAGACAAUAAAAUGUCAAAAUAAUAUUAAAGUUUGGAGUAGUUUUUACAAUAAUUUUCGACUGUUUGUUCGUAGUAGAAGGUACGCGGGCGAAAUGAGAGUUUGUUGUUUUAUAUUGUUAUACGUGUGUAGUGUAGCGAGUGCAGGGGACAAGGAAGCUGAAGAGGAUGGUAACAGGAAAAGAAUAAUCGAGCAGUUGAUUAGAACACGCACGGUGCUACUUGACGACUACCAUUUGGUGACUAGACAGAUCGCCACAGAUGUAUAUAUGUUUAGGAGCUAUCGCACUGUUUCUGUUAUAUUUUACCCCGUGAUGCGGGGUGUCACCGAUGCCCGCUUUACAUUCCAGUCGGAGGAGCUGCAUUUGAAUAAUAUUGGGUCGUGCAGCCCUCAAGAGGUAAUUGUUAAUAUCAAGCAUGGCGCGUAUCCUGCGGUGAAUCCAGAUGGCUACGACUUCCCAAAGGGUUUCGUGGACCCGGCAACCAGGGUUAGCAUUCAUACGCUCGAGCUACUCUCAGAUGGUCUGAACCGGACGUACUCGAUAAAGAAUCCGAGGCCCGGCAACUGGUAUGCUCUAGCUUACAUCAAAUGGGAGGAUCCGAGGACGCAGAAAGUUGAGCAGCAAGGUCUUGUUGCUGACUGCCAAACGAUACUGUACACAGAUCUGCAAGUGAAAAGAGAAAACAAUAUAGAGUUAAUAGACUGUUACAAUGGCAUCACUUUGGACUACUCCCAAAUACCCGCCUUGUUCAAGUGCAUGUCUAUAGACAGCACGGAUCCCAUAGCCCUAAAUAUAACGAUAUUGAAAGCUGGCAGUGCUACCACAGAGAUAGCGUUUAAAGUGCAAGCAUUGUCUUUGCCGACAGAGGAGAACUAUCUCGUGUCUUGCGCGUUCGAUCCAACAGCGGAUAAUUUUCAAACUGUCACAUUCUACCCGCAUCCGAGCGCAUGGCAUUACAUUCAGUUUGACCAUUUCAAUGAUACCUCGAAGAUAGCUGAUUGCGAAUCCUAUUACCUCCAAACGGAUGUAGAGGAAGUCAACAAUAACACUGUUUUUGACCUUAUGCGCGAUGAUAAAGGUAGAUUUUUCACUUUCGACUACGGUUUACCCACAACGGAUUUGCAAGAUGCUACUAGUUUAAUCAACAUAACCUCUGGUGAAAUUAAAAGUGUAAGAUUCAAGGUCAACCAGUUCUUGGAUAUAGGCGGCAGUCUUGCUAUAGAAGCGAGCCUGCUCAUGAGCAUCAAGUAUUAUAUGGGAUUCAAGAGGGAGCUUCAAAAGGGAUCAUUACUUGCCUUUACUGAAGACAAUCAGUAUUUUAAAGCUGUGAUUUGCUUAGAUAUUGGCCAUGCGAGUAUACCAUUAGAUACUGGCCACUGUAAGUACAACGAUCAAGUGAAGCCAGCGUUGUUUGUGCUGAACAGCACCGAUUCCGAUACGAUACAUGACAAAACUAUCAUUCCCUUCCCUGACAGUGGUACUUGGUAUUUGACAUUGAAACUGUUCUGCGAUAAAACCGUUUGUCCCUGUCGCACUUUCGACAACGGUACGAAGUAUUACGUCGAGUCGGAUUCAAUAGAUAAAGACGGUGAAGUAUAUUCGACUGAUUUGGGAAACAACACGAGGCAGGGGACUUCCGAGUGUAACUCUACAGUGGUGCUCUCUGUGUCUUCGACGUCGUGUGUGGGUGGGAGAUGCAGUAACCAUGGCAACUGCCUGCUGAACACCUUCGGCGGGCUCGUAAUGUCAUAUUGUUCCUGCUCAGCAGGCUACGGAAGUUGGGACUGCUCCGACGACUCUAGGAUGGACAGCAGGUUAUACAUGCUCGUCUCCAUACUGCUCCUCACUUUGAGUAAUCUUCUCUUCAUAUUCUCCAUCUACGUAGCCCUCAUCAGGUUAUACUACACCGAAGCAAUGAUGUAUGCCUUCACAAUGGUCUUCUCGACAUUCUACCACGCGUGCGAUGCGCCAGCGCAAGUGGCUUACUGCAUGGUGAGAGGUAACAUUCUCCAGUUCGGCGACUUCUACUGCGGUCUCAUGUCUUUCUGGGUGACGCUCCUCGCCAUGAGCAUCGUAGGCGAUAAAUUCAGAUCCUCCAUCCAAUUAAUAGGUGCAAUAGUGAUAGCGUUGCUAACAACUUGGAACAUGCAUUCGUUCGUGGCCUUCUUACUCCCCGUUGCUGUCGGUGUGGGAGUGCUAUUACUCUCCUGGUAUUUAGAUUAUCGCAGGACGCGCAUUAUGCGCUACCCCAGAUCGUAUUACACCAUUUACAUGCCCCUUGGCCUAAUUCUAGUUUCUGUAGGUUUAAUUUGCUACGCUUUCCUGCAGACUGAACAAAAUUACAAGAUCGUCCAUUCCAUAUGGCACAUGAUAAUCGCUUUGAGCGUAGUUUUCCUGUUGCCAGACGUGAGGAGGAGCGAGGGUCUCAACCCAUUCGUUCCCAAUCCGAAUUCAUGUAAACUGCCAUUUUGCAGGGUUUUCAAUCGAUCUCAGCCUAUCGCUGCGGACUAAGUCUGCUAUUGUUUACAUUUUAACCGUUUUGUAUAAAAAAAGGUGCAAUUAUUUAUAGUUUGUAAGUAGUAAAUGUUACUGCAAAGCAUUUCUCCUCCUAGUCAGAAAUGAGUACAGAAGAGAUUUUUACCAUUUUUUCUUUAUUUCAUUUGUAAGUGUGUUGUAGAUUUUAUUGUUUUAUAGUGUAAUCAGAAUCAUGAAAUAGUCGGAGGACAAUAGCUAUAUAGGGUAAAUAAUACUUAUUAUACUGAUCAAAUACAAGAAGACUGUGAAAUUUAGCAAAUUGAUAUUGGGAGAUAAACAUUAUAAGAGUACAUUGCCCCAUUUAAUGACAUUAAGUAAACCAAUUUUAUUGGUGUAGCUGAUUUCGUACUGGUAAAUUUUAAUGUUUAAGAACAGAUGUGUAAAUUAAAAUCAAGUCCAAAUGAUAUGACUUGUGGUAAAUAUUGUAUUACAAUUUAUUGUGUUUAAAUAAUUAUUUAAAAAAUGGAUCUAGUUAGCUGUGGUUAGCGAGCUCUUAGUAAUUUAAUAUGUUGCCUGUUUUCGUACAAUAAUUGUUAUUGAUAUAGUGUAACAAGGCUUUUAACCGACAAAUUUUCGUGACCAUUAAACAAAUAGAAUACUGUCAAAUAUUUUUCCUCCAAAUACAGAAUAUUAUAUGAGAUAAUUGUUUACUCACCGAAUCAUUGCCCAAAACGUGUUUACACUGAAAAAAAACCGCCUUAGAAUCUAUGCUUAAUACAUUUCUCAUUAUAUUUAUUAUUUUCCGAUAGACGAAUUUAGUAUUUAUUAAUUAUAUUUGUUAAAUAAUACCAAAGCAGUUAUUAAAAUAUUUUAGGAGUUAUUGUUUGUUGAAAAGAAAAUUAGUACCUAUCUGAAUUUAUAAUUACGUGUUAUGAACCGUAUUACACUGUAUCUCUUUAUUAGUUGCUUAUGAAGUCAGG
Messenger RNA from Chilo suppressalis (striped riceborer), 3641 nucleotides. NCBI's taxonomy places the organism in Eukaryota, Metazoa, Arthropoda, Insecta, Lepidoptera, Crambidae. The record is from the annotation of a GenBank genome assembly.